Molecule: messenger RNA, 5979 nt
Organism: Pelobates fuscus (common spadefoot toad)
Lineage: Eukaryota; Metazoa; Chordata; Amphibia; Anura; Pelobatidae
Gene: KCNH2
Product: potassium voltage-gated channel subfamily H member 2
Exons: 15
Coding region: 1730-5233 (1167 amino acids)
Biological process (GO): membrane repolarization during action potential; regulation of heart rate by cardiac conduction; potassium ion transmembrane transport
Cellular component (GO): plasma membrane
Molecular function (GO): inward rectifier potassium channel activity
Source: RefSeq, a predicted model, not a curated record
UCUCCUGCAGCAUCUCCUUCUGCCUUCCUUGUCUCCUAAUAAGGGGAUGCCUUGUGGAGGAGACGGCCGGGAUACUUGCCAUCCUCAUUGGAGAGAAGAGAAACCUGAUAGAGCAGCAUAUUCUAUCCAUGUCAGUCAGCCUGACGGAGCAGGUGAUGGGGGCAUGUCUCCUUAAUCUGAGGGUCUGACUUGCUUCUCAUCCAGACCCCCCAUGGAUUCCCGCCUUCAGCCACAGAGGAUCAUGGGAUAAAUGCGCUGUGGCACCCAAAGCCAGGUAUAGACGCUCUGUUACUACUGGUGGGGCUUUUCCUCGUUCACUGGCGGAUCUUCUUCCCGAUAUUACCAAAAGCGGAGAGAAAGAAGAAAGCUCACUCCAGACCUGUUACCGACAAGCAUUAAUACUGAGGAUCAUUAAAGGACACAAUAUAAAGGGUCAUUAAAGGACACGAUAUGAAGGAUCAUUAAGGGUAUAAAACAUGUCCUCUAGGUGACACAGCACUGACCUGUAGCCCAGGCGUAGCUGUUUCUCUCUGAGUGGGCUGAGUGAGAUGACAUGUCUUUGGAGACUGCUGGUGGCCUGCUGAUGUUGGAUUUAAGUUCAUCCUGCUGCUGUGUGGUUGCUCUACGUGUCGUGCGGGCAUUGUAUAUCAGGGUCACACGUAACGCAUUGCCCUGAUAAUAACACCUUACAGGAAUCACACAGACUGCUUUGUGUUUAUUCACAUAGCCAUGAGUUUUCUCUAUUAAUUAGACAAAGUACCUUUGCUCCUUCGUUACAGACAGAUAUUGUCCUAGUGUGCUCAUAGCUCGCGGUGACAUCAUAAGUGUGAGUACUCUACUCGUGGUCACUGUACUAAAUCAAGUCCAGGCACAGUGUGACCUACAGUGGACAGGGUACCCACGGUGUCCAUGAACAGCAGGUGCAGAGCUCCCUACUCUACAACUUACCUGGAGAAUGAAAGUGUGAGGCAUUGAUGUGAGUGAUUGACACCAGGAAUCUUUUCAUCAGCCUUGCAUCCCCUAUUUCUUGAUUUGACUCAAACCUGAGGCUAUCUCCACCCUUGUUAUAGCCCUACUUUUUUGCUUCUUGAAUUCACAGUGUUGCGGAUCACGAGGAGUUAAGAGUGGACUCUUUUGCACACGUGUAUCAGUGAGGCUUGGUUUAUGUUUGCUGCACAUUAUAGGCAGCGGUGGGAAAGGAGAGGGAGCCAGAGCAGACGGUGGAUGAUUUAAAUACAGGUGCGUGAAGGCAGUAAUGACAGGUGCCUGUGUCUCAGGGAAACAGGAGAUACACAGAUCUCAAAAGUCUUUGUAGGCCCCAAGCUUUUCAUCCCUCUUACCAUUACUGUCAGGGUUGACAGACAGCUCAGCCUCCAAUGAACCAAGUGAAGACCAUGGGCAUAGGGUAACAAUCGGGAUGAGGCUGCUGUCAUCCUUUAUGUUAUAUCAAGGUUUCUAUUGUCUGGUCUGCUCUCUUUGAUCCCACUGGAGGAUCUUCUUGACUAUAUAAGCAAUACCUUGCCAUUUAAUCUCCACUGUGGCCCUCUUUGGAUUGCUUUGUCUUGCCUUGUUCUUACCACUCUGAUCAUUGUGGACCUGCCCAUUGUUCUCCAGGGGUCUUUGUAAUCUGCUAGGGGGACGUGUGAAGGACCUUGGCUCCAUGUGACUGGAGCUUGCAUUGACAGUAAAUGCUGUCUGUCAGUGGACGGGAAAUGCUCAUGGAAUAAGGAUGCCAGUCAGAAGAGGUCACGUUGCUCCUCAGAAUACUUUCCUGGACACCAUCAUUCGCAAGUUUGAGGGACAAAGCCGCAAAUUCAUCAUCGCCAAUGCCCGUGUGGAAAACUGCGCAGUCAUUUACUGUAACGAUGGCUUCUGUACCAUGUGCGGUUAUACACGGGCUGAGGUCAUGCAGAGGCCGUGUACCUGUGAUUUCCUGUACGGACCGCGUACCACCUCCAGCGCUGUGUCUCAAAUCGCCCAGGCUCUGGUGGGAUCCGAGGAGCGUAAGGUGGAGAUUUCCUUCUACCGCAAGGAUGGCAGCUGCUUCCUGUGCGUGGUGGACGUGGUACCAGUUAAGAAUGAAGAUGGAGCUGUUAUAAUGUUCAUCCUGAAUUUCGAGGUGGUGAUGGAGAAGGAACAGCUCAGCUCUCCUAAGAAAGACUCUAACCACAAAGUGCAGUCUCAUUGGUUCCCACCAGGUCGUGGAAAAUCCUUCAGGCUGAAGUUACCUGCACUGCUGGCUUUAGCGGGCAGCAAGCAAUCCCUCCCACAAGAAGACCCUGAUGUGGUUGUUGUGGAUUUCACUAAGCAGAGCAACGACUCAAUGGCUCUUGAAGAAGUGACUAUGACUCCAGUGGACAACUGUGUUGGCUUUCAUCCUGAAGACGAGCAGGCACUGAUCAGCAGCACAGAGCCUAAAGCGUUCCCAGAUGAGGAUGGAGAUCCAGCAGUGCAAUCCUCUCCUCGGACAGACAAAGACCACCUUAACCUGGAUAUGUCCUUUUCCAACUGUAGCUUGACACGUAGUCGUUCCCGUGAGAGUUUCUACAGCAUCCGAAGGGCUUCCUCUGUAGAUGAUAUCGAAGCCAUGAAGGUGGAUCUGGAUAAGAAGUUUCGUGCCCGUAAUUCUAGUACAGGGGCCAUGAAUAAUGUCCGUGUCAAUCUUCUAAAUUCUACCUCGGAUUCUGACCUAAUGAGGUACCGUGCCAUUAGCAAGAUCCCUCAAAUCACCCUCAACUUUGUGGACUUUAAAGGAGACUCAUUUUUGACCUCCCCUUCCAGUGAGAAAGAAAUCAUCGCCCCCUCCAAGCUGAAGGACCGUACCCACAAUGUGACAGAGAAAGUGACACAGGUCCUGUCACUGGGAGCAGACGUCCUGCCUGAAUACAAGCUUCAGGCCCCUCGAAUUCACAAAUGGACAAUUCUCCAUUACAGUCCAUUUAAGGCUGUCUGGGACUGGUUAAUUCUGCUGCUUGUUAUUUACACGGCCAUAUUCACUCCCUACUCGGCCGCUUUCCUACUGAACGACCAAGAGGAGCAAGACAAGGAAAACUGUGGCUACUCCUGUAACCCGCUGAGUGUGGUGGACUUAAUGGUGGACAUAAUGUUUAUCAUUGACAUUCUCAUCAAUUUCCGCACAACAUAUGUUAACUCCAAUGAAGAGGUUGUCAGCCACCCGGGAAAAAUUGCUAUCCAUUACUUUAAAGGCUGGUUCCUUAUUGACAUGGUAGCUGCAAUACCCUUUGAUCUUUUGAUAUUUGGCUCGGGAUCUGAGGAGACCACCACCCUAAUUGGCCUUUUGAAGACUGCUCGUCUCCUGAGAUUGGUACGAGUGGCCCGUAAGUUGGACCGCUAUUCUGAAUAUGGGGCAGCUGUUCUUUUUCUGCUCAUGUGCACCUUUGCCCUCAUCGCCCACUGGUUGGCUUGCAUCUGGUACGCCAUCGGCAACAUGGAACAUGAUGACCAGGACUAUAGGCCGAUCGGCUGGCUGUACUCCCUAGGCACUCAAAUCAUGAAACCAUAUAAUAAUAGUGACGCCAAGUCAGGACCCACCAUUAAUGACAAGUACGUCACUGCCCUUUACUUCACCUUCAGCAGCUUGACCAGCGUGGGCUUCGGCAAUGUGUCCCCAAACACAAACUCUGAAAAGAUCUUCUCCAUCUGUGUCAUGCUUAUUGGAUCUCUCAUGUACGCCAGUAUUUUUGGGAAUGUGUCCGCAAUUAUCCAGCGCCUGUACUCCGGUACAGCGAGGUACCACACUCAGAUGCUGCGAGUCCGAGAGUUCAUACGUUUUCACCAGAUUCCCAACCCAUUGCGGCAGCGCCUGGAGGAAUAUUUCCAGCAUGCCUGGUCUUAUACCAACGGCAUCGACAUGAACGCAGUUUUAAAAGGAUUCCCUGAGUGUCUCCAGGCUGAUAUCUGUCUGCACCUGAAUCGUAGUCUCCUACAGAACUGUAAACCCUUCAAGGGGGCUACAAAGGGAUGCCUGCGUGCCCUAGCCAUGAAAUUCAAGACCACGCACGCUCCUCCUGGCGACACACUGGUCCACGCUGGGGAUGUCCUGACAGCAUUAUAUUUCCUUUCCCGUGGCUCCAUUGAAAUUCUCAGAGGGGAUGUGGUGGUAGCAAUAUUAGGUAAAAAUGAUAUAUUUGGGGAGCCUCUAAAUCUUUAUGCCCGACCAGGGAAAUCCAACGCAGAUGUUCGAGCCCUGACAUACUGUGACCUGCAUAAGAUUCACCGAGAAGAUCUGCUGGAAGUGCUGGACAUGUACCCAGAGUUCUCGGAUUACUUCUGGUCAAGUCUGGAGAUCACUUUCAACCUUCGAGAUACAAACAUGAUUCCUGGAUCUCCAAGCAGCGAAGAUUCAGACAGCGGAUUUAACCGGCUCAGAAGACGCAAACUUUCCUUCCGCAGGCGGACAGAAAAAGAUGCUGACCAUGUUGGAGAAGUUAAGAAAGGCCAGCGACUGGGGCGCCUUGGUCGUUCUAAUGCAACGCCAGAGGGAAAGGACCUAAAUUGGGAGGGACAGCCCAGCAGCAACCCGUCUAGCUCUUCUUCCAGUGAUGAUGAGCAGUUGCCACAAAUCUCAAGCACCAUUGAGCUGUCACCAUUACGUGCAACAUGUAGCAAUGGCAACCUAGAAGCAGCGAGUGUGAGAGACGCAGAUCACAGCACCGGGGACGUGUGCAACCAUCUGUCAGGUGCUUUUUCAGGGGUCUCAAACAUCUUUAGCUUCUGGGGGGACCGAGGUGGGCGGCAAUACCAAGAGCUUCCACAAUGUACCACACUAAGCGCUCCUGUGCCUUCGAUUACCCGCCGUCAGAAAUGUGAAUUAGGGAGCAGACUGGACCACCUUCAGAAACAACUCAACAGGUUAGAAAGCCGGAUGGUGACGGACAUUAACACCAUUAUGCAGCUACUCCAGAAGCAGGCGGUCCUGGUCCCCCCGGCUUACAGCACAGUGUCUUCUCCUCCUCAGAUGUCAGGCUUCUCCCCAAAUGGAGAAACAGCUCUACCACCUGGGCUUUCUCUGCACUCUCCAACUCUGGUAUCCAGUUCUCAGGUUUAUGAAUACCAGGAUUUGGAAGGGCCACGGCUCAAGACGUGUUAUACGCCACAGACUCUGAACUCUGAGCUCAAGGAUAGCCCUAGACGUCUCUCUCUCCCUGGACACUUGGAUGACCCUCUGGACUUGAGGACCCCACAGAGACAUUCAUCUGACCCGGGCAGUUAGGGAUGGUAAUGCCACUGUUAGACUCUGGGCACAAGCCACAUUCUGGCACCACAAUGGGUGUAUGAAGUCAGCCUGGCACCUUGAAAACUUAGAAAUGGGUGUCAUGAUUGGGUGCCGAAAAGCUAAAGCUUUAAUCGCCUGUGUGGAUGGAAGAAAAAGCAAAAUAAGGAAAUUGCUAUGAAUGAUUUAUCAAUCCCAGCCAAGGAAGGACUCUCUGCUUGCUAUUUGUGGCAUGCAUGCCUCCUUGCGGUGCCCGUUCUUUGUAGCUAUCAUUUACUAUUUACGGUGAAUGCUAUUUCUGCCAUCAAGGAAAGCGUGCUGGCACAGAAUACACCCAAAUAGUGGGAGCACGGUAUUGAUCAAUUGGUUUGGCUACUUGAAUAAUAGAGACAUGUGUUUGUGCAGCCUAUAUGAAAUGCAAUGCCGGGUUUGGGUUUUUUAAAGUUUUCAGGAGAUCACUUUCUAGAUUUCAAACAUGUAGCUGAAUUAUAUCACCGUGAUCAGAUUAUCUCCAGACCUUCUCUUGUAGUUUGUAGUGAAGACGGAGAUAAAAUCAGUGGAAAACGUAUCACAAGUCGUCCCAACAGUGUGUGUAACAGUUGGCAUCAUUGUCACAGGAUCCAGAGUGCCCAGGCCAACGUCUCCCAGCAAGCAGCUGGCAUGUUUAGGGGUUAGCCCGAGAAGGGGUGCAAACUGAGGUGGGGAUUAUGGACAGGAGGGAUGCAUAGAACGGGGGUGUAUACUGU